AUGGUUCAAUUUUUUGUCUGCUUUGACAUCACCGGCGACAUCGGCUUCGGGAAGUCCUUCCAUUGUCUCGACGAUGUCCAAUAUUAUGAAUGGAUGAGCUUCAUGCUCGACACCAUCAAAGCCAACUAUCUGUGUAUAAGCCUUCGGCAUUAUCUGCUACUUUUCAGGUAUCUCAUGUGGCUGAUUCCUGAAAGCGUGAAGCAGCAGCAGCAGCAGCAGAAUCACUACCGUAAUGCGGUAGAUGAAGCUAACAGGUGCCUUGAGCUCAAGGUUAAGAGACCCGACUUCAUCUCGUCGAUGGGGAGCCUUCUGAUUAUUGUGGACAGUGAGACAACUGGCACUGUCUUUGCUGGAAUCACGAACCAUCUUCUGCAGGCCCCUACCUCGCUGCGAAGACUUUCGGACGAGCUACGUUCCUGCUUCAAUGAAGAGAAGGACCUGUCGUUCACAGCCCUCAAAAGACAUCAGUACCUCAACGCCGUAAUCAACGAAGGUCUGCGCAUGUGCAAUCCGAAGUUAGACGCCCGGAGAACACCCUAG
Messenger RNA from Exophiala aquamarina CBS 119918, 540 nucleotides. RefSeq lists its product as uncharacterized. The record is from RefSeq and is a predicted model, not a curated record. NCBI's taxonomy places the organism in Eukaryota, Fungi, Ascomycota, Eurotiomycetes, Chaetothyriales, Herpotrichiellaceae. The coding region runs from base 1 to 540 and encodes 179 amino acids. The transcript has 2 exons. Gene Ontology annotation, molecular function: heme binding; iron ion binding; oxidoreductase activity, acting on paired donors, with incorporation or reduction of molecular oxygen.